AAAGCGGAAUAAUAAUGGGGGAUCCAUUUUCUGUCUAUCGUAGGAAAUAAAGAGAAGAAGAAGAAGAGGAGCUCAAGAAGAAGAGCCUUUCAUGAUUUCAGAAAGAGCUCCUUCUUCGUUGACUCUAUUAGACUUGUGAAAAUUGUCGUCACCAAACCAGAAAUUAGGCAGUUCUUGAGCUUUUCCUUAGGUUUCUUACGAAUAGGGAGAUCCGAAUGUCAGGUCUCAAUCGAUCUUCGAGUGUUCCAUCCAAGAACGGCUUCCCUCCCCAAGAACUCCUCGAUGAUCUGUGCAGUCGGUUUGUGCUGAAUGUGCCAAAAGAAGAUCUAGAAUCAUUUGAGAGGAUUUUAUUUCUUGUGGAAUAUGCCCAUUGGUUCUAUGAGGACAAUUCUGUGGAAAAGAACCCGUCGCUGAAAUCAUUCACUCUGAAGGAGUUUACUACUUUGAUAUUUAACAACUGUGAUGUUUUAAGACCUUAUGUUCCUCAUAUAGAUGACAUUUUCAAGGACUUCACUUCGUACAAAGUUAAGGUUCCUGUAACUGGGGCCAUCAUUUUGGAUGAGUCUUAUGAACGGUGCUUGCUAGUGAAAGGAUGGAAGGGAACAAGUUGGAGUUUCCCCCGUGGGAAAAAGAACAAAGAUGAGGAAGACCAUAAAUGUGCAAUUAGAGAG
Diospyros lotus (date-plum) is the source of this 671-nucleotide messenger RNA. RefSeq names its product mRNA-decapping enzyme subunit 2. NCBI's taxonomy places the organism in Eukaryota, Viridiplantae, Streptophyta, Magnoliopsida, Ericales, Ebenaceae. The record is from RefSeq and is a predicted model, not a curated record. Gene Ontology annotation, biological process: nuclear-transcribed mRNA catabolic process, nonsense-mediated decay; deadenylation-dependent decapping of nuclear-transcribed mRNA. Gene Ontology annotation, molecular function: RNA binding; 5'-(N(7)-methylguanosine 5'-triphospho)-[mRNA] hydrolase activity; manganese ion binding. Gene Ontology annotation, cellular component: cytoplasm.